Nelumbo nucifera (sacred lotus) is the source of this 1090-nucleotide messenger RNA. It is a transcript of the gene 5-FCL, whose product is annotated as 5-formyltetrahydrofolate cycloligase. Gene Ontology annotation, cellular component: mitochondrion. Gene Ontology annotation, biological process: folic acid-containing compound biosynthetic process; tetrahydrofolate interconversion. Gene Ontology annotation, molecular function: 5-formyltetrahydrofolate cyclo-ligase activity. The record is from RefSeq and is a predicted model, not a curated record. NCBI's taxonomy places the organism in Eukaryota, Viridiplantae, Streptophyta, Magnoliopsida, Proteales, Nelumbonaceae.
UUGACUGCAUUCAACGCCAACCCCCCACCAGGCCACCACUCCCAGUAGCAGAAGAAAUGGGACCGUAGGGCUAACCUAAGAGACAAAGGUGGCGUUACCUAUGAGUGAUGACCCCGGUCUGGGCAAUAACGUCGUCAUCGUCGUUAGCUGUGGUAGCCCAAAUCUUUCCCCGUUCCUCCUCUCGUCGCGAAAUCUUGCCGCGCCAACCAUCUGACUCUCCCCGCUACUUCGUUACAAUGAGCAAAGAUUCUAGUCUAGACCCCAUUUUUCACCAGAAGCGAACCCUCCGAUCCAAAGUACGCAAGGAUCUCAAGGGCAUGAAUGCUUCUCAGAGAUCCCAAGAAGAUAUUGCAAUUCAGAAUAUUGUUCUGGAAUCUUCAUGGUUCAAGUCUACUGAAAGACUAUGUGUGUAUAUAAGUUGUGAUGCCUUACGAGAAGUCAAUACAUCAAAAAUUUUGUCAGAGAUUUUAAGUGGUCCUGCUGAAGGUCAGACACUGAUCAGGAAAAAGCUCUAUGUUCCACGGGUGGAGGACAGGAAUAGCCAUAUGCGGAUGCUCCACAUAUCAACUAUUGAUGAUCUAAUUCCAAACUCAAUGAAUAUAUUGGAACCGGCCCCUGUAGAUGGUGAUGGAAUUCAACGUGAAGAUGUGGUGCAGGCUGGAGACCCAGUUGAUUUGUUCCUUCUACCUGGGCUUGCUUUUGACAGAUCUGGAAGACGCCUGGGCCGCGGUGGGGGUUACUAUGACCUGCUCCUGAAGAAAUACCAAGAACUUGCCACAGAGCAGAAGUGGAAACAACCCCUCCUUGUGGGACUCUCAUACUCGGUGCAAAUAAUGGAUGAGGGAGUCAUUCCUGUCACUCCCAAUGAUGUUCCUGUGGAUGCCCUUGUCUCUCCGGAUGGAGUGAUACCCAUUAGUUUGAGAGCCUUCGAGAGAAUGACAGAGUGAUGGUUCACCAAUUCAUCUCUUUCUUCUCAUUAGGGUUCUUACGGUGGACUUCUAAAAAAAUACAAUAAUUUUAUCUGUAACAGUUAGAAGCAAGAAUUUUGAACAUUCUAAACUAAUCAAUUCUAAAAUUCUUUAGAAACGAA